CGUGUUUGUGUUUCAGAGAUGCGUAAUUUAAUAUAACGAUCGAGUAUGUAGCGUUAGUAGUGGACUAGAACUUGAUACUGACGGUGCGUGCCGGUGUUUUUUUCUUUUCUUUUUAUUUUCAUUUUGUUUAGUUUAUUUUUUCAGUUCGUUCUUUAUAUUGCUUCAUUCCUUGUGUUGUAUCAUAUGGUUCAUUUAUGUCAAAUUUUGGGUUAUUUUCUGUAAUCAAAGCGAACAAGUCGUGAUUAAAUUAAACAAGAGAAACGAAAGCUUUAAAAAAACCUGAUUUUUAUAUACAAACGAAGAAUAAAGGAAGAACCAUAAAUUUAGAAUUUUGAAAGAAGUAUACACAGAAAGCUCGCUUCAUUGGAUAUAAAGAAGGGGAGUUUUAACGAAAGGAACGAAGGCAGCCAACUUCUGAGGUGUACUUAUUUAAAAGUGCGACUGUUUAAAUAAAUUAGUGCAAAAUGAUGUCAAACGGCUUGGAUUCCAACGUGGUUGGUCAACAAAAUGGUGGCAAUGUUAAUCAAGUCGGAAGUCAAGAAGAAUCUAAAACCAAUCUUAUAGUCAACUACCUUCCGCAAACCAUGACACAAGAAGAAAUCAGAUCGUUAUUCGCAAGUAUAGGAGAAGUAGAAAGCUGUAAAUUGAUUAGGGACAAAGUUACUGGACAAUCACUUGGUUAUGGAUUUGUGAAUUACCAUAGACCUGAAGAUGCAGAAAAAGCUAUCAAUACCCUGAACGGUUUGAGAUUGCAAAACAAAACCAUCAAGGUUUCCUUUGCAAGGCCCAGUUCGGAAGCAAUCAAAGGUGCAAAUUUGUAUGUAUCAGGUCUGCCAAAGAAUAUGACCCAGCAAGAUCUAGAAACUUUGUUCAGCCCUUAUGGUCGCAUAAUCACUUCUCGUAUAUUGUGUGAUAAUAUCACUGUACGUCAGUUUGUCAUGGGGGACGGAGAAAAUUUGCCUGGUCUUUCGAAAGGGGUUGGAUUCAUAAGGUUUGAUCAACGUCUAGAAGCUGAACGUGCAAUCCAGGAACUGAACGGUACAAUACCUAAAGGUUCCACCGAACCAAUAACUGUUAAAUUUGCAAAUAACCCUAGCAACAAUAACAAAUCAAUUCCGCCAUUAGCAGCAUACCUAACUCCACAAACCACAAGACGUUUCGCCGGUCCCAUCCAUCAUCCUACCGGACGAUUCAGGCGUUGGCUCGCAAUUUGUUUAUUGAUAUCGGCGCUAUUGUGCAUGCACAAAUGAUACGCACAUUUUCCUGAUCUACAGAAAUUAUUUUAUAUCAGAAUCCCCUACACAGAAACGUUAUAAACAAAGAUUCUCUAUAGAUAUUCUCAAACUCGUAUUGGUUAAUUACGCAUCUUUAAAAGUAUUCUCGAUUUUACAAUAUUACAAAAAAUUGGAAGAAGACCUCCCGAACUCCGAAUUUUUAUAAUCAUUUUGCAACAGCUCAAUUGUGAAAGAAAAUGGUGGAUCGAAAGUGAAGUGAUAUGCGUACAUAAUCCUUGUAUCUGAAGAAGUUAGAAUGACCGUCCAAUUUCUACACGAUUGGACCAAGAGUUUUCCACUAACCGUUAAUGUGCAACAUUUGCAUUGUUAGAGAUUAUCUCCUAACGAUUAGAACUGUGAUGAUACAAAACCUGAACAAAAAUUAUCGGAUAUUGUGUUAUUAUUAUCUUCAGAUCAUUUUCACAUUAUUGUUGAAUGGAGAUUGUUGGAUUAAAAUUUCUCAGUAGUAUUCAUAGGUUCAAUACGAAUCUACAGAUAAGAUAUACAAAUGCAGCUAUUGUGGUGUAAAAUCAAUGAGGAAAUGGAAAGCACAAAAAGACUACAAUAAAAAAAAGAGUAAAUGGUAUAAACAAGGAACGAGUAGAAUGAAAAUUCCGCUGGAGUGAAUAUCUUUGAUUUUUCAGUCAUAAAACGUGCAAUUUUGGAAAAAGUUAGCCCAUAUCAAAAGUUAAAGGAAUAUUGUGGAUUCUGUUUGAAGAAUAAUCUUAAAAGCAUCCAGAAAUUGUAAAAGACACAUGCAAGACACGAGAGGUCAUUUCUUGACAAAGCGGAAGUCACCCAUAUGAACAUCGUCAUUUUUUGCUGUUUGAUAUUUAUUUGUUAGGUAACAGUUUAUUAAAUGAAUUGUUUAUAAUUAAUGGUGGAAAGGUGAAAUUGGCCUAAUGGUAAAAAUAUAGUGUAACUCCAUUUUACAGAACAACGAUCUAUAAAAAUGAUAAUUAUUAAUUACCAAAUAUGUGGGCAUCACUACAUUGCUUGUUUUAACAUCUAGGCUUCUAUUUAAACUAAUUAAUAGCCGUUAUUACGCUUUCAGAUAAAUGCUUUUGUCUCUUUUGAUAUGUAUAUGAUAUUAAUUGAUACAAUUCAGAUGUAUUAUAAUGAUUACGUACAAGUAUUACGUAUUUUUCGACAUAAGGAAUAUCUCUUUGUGUAUUGUGUAGAUCUAUAGUAUAAAUGUAAGAUAGUUCAGUACCUAUGUUACAUUACAAACAUAUAUAUUUUCUUCGGUUAAAUACUUUCUACAUGUGUGUAGCUGUUGUGUUGCGGGCAAGGGAACUGAUACUCUCAGGGAGCUCCUUCGGUUCUCCUGCUUUGGACGGUGCUAUUCAGCUCAGUCCACUCCUGGUGCCCAAGAGGCCCAUAGCUCAAAAUAUCGUUGUGACGAGAUAUGCAUUCCAUUAUUUAAGGAAACUCAUCAAUGGCGGCAUUGUAUGCGCCAACCACUUUAAGAUCGUGCUGGCCAAAAUUGUCAGUAUCCACAUGGAAGUUUCACUUGUUUAUCGCAGCAUUAUUGCAUUAAUCUUUUUCAUAUUGAUCACAGAUUCAUAUUUUCGAUUCAGUUACAAUCGGUAAGCACGAGUAUAAUCAAAGUUUUGCUUUGCUGUUGCUAAAUUUUUGUUUUUUUUUUAUAAAUCUCACCUGCCUGUGGCUGUGACCAGAGAAAUAAGAAAAAGGCAAUAAUGCAAAUUCUUAAUUCUUCAUUAUAUAGGUGGAUUUGUCAUGUUUUCAAGUGGACAUCCAAAUUUUGGGCAGAACGUUUAAUUGGAUAGUGCACCGUGGUUAUUAUACUUUUAACUUAUUAAUACAAAUGCAAAAUGUGUAUGUACAGAGGUUAUAUAUUAGGAAGUACAGUACCUCAACUGUAAUUCAUGCAAUAACUUAUUAUAAGAAAUUUCUUAUUAACAAAAGUCCUAGCUUUAGAAUAAUUGAAAAAACUUUAUGGGCAAGGUUUGUACAGUGACGACCUCUGACAGUACCUUGUAGGGAAAAGAAUUUCUUUGGAUUUAAUGCCACCUUUUCUUCAACUCUCAUUGAACAACGUGGGAUAUCCCCUUUUCACAAAGCUCUUGCAUUAUCAAGAAAUAUGACAAUAGAAAUUUUGUUUCUUGCCUAUUGUAGAAAUGUUUGAACCAUAUCGGAUAUAUUACUUUUUUUAAGCUAUUCUAAUUGAAAUGGGAUAUCUCACAAAUUAUGGCAGUGAAUAGGAAACUAAGUCAAAGUAGACAGUUGCACAUAUCUCCGUAUCGUUAACUCGUGUUUUGAACCUCUUAAAGCAGUUACCAUAUCAGCUUAUGCUUCUUAGGUGAUGUUCAAGGCGCGAGCGGUAUAUUCAAUCGAGGAAACUGAACUGAAUAAUAAUGUUUGAAAUUUUUUUGCUAUUGCAGUUAUGCACCCAUUGUCGAUAUUAUCAUGCAUAAAUCAUGUUUGGCUGAAUUAAUGAUCAACACACAAAAAGCAAAGUUCAAUUUCCUACCAGCAUUAGAUAAAGUUAUUAUUUGUAAAAUAUGUGCUUGCACGAUAUUCACUUCAUUAAAGCUAGGUAAUAUAAAUAAUGAGUGUAUGAUAUUCAAAACUUCGUUACGGUUUUUUUUUUGUCAGUGAUUGAGCCCCAGUGUUGUUAAAAUAAUGUCCAUGUGUUGAAGUGAAAUUGAUCAGUUUUUACAGUUACGGGUGUAGCGAUGCUUAUGAUUUAAGUAUAUAUGUAUCUGAUAGUAGACUGAUCACAUUAUUUAGUUCAGAUUCUUGAGUUUCAUGUGAAAGAUGUCUGCUCUAGUUUGGAAAGGCUGUGUAAGCUGGAUAUCAGCUUGUUGGAUUGUGAAGAUCGGUUACUGUUCUGUUAACGAGUUCAUUUAAUCUAGAAGCUAGAAACUGGUACAUACCGAUAAACUGGUGUAAAGCUCCUAUUCAGGUAGACCCCAAAGUUCAUUCUGUAAUUUAAUCAGGUGAAAAGUCUGCUCAAGAAUACUUUUCUACUCCGAAUCACAAGAAUUGUACAUAAUGGAAAUAUUUCAUAAAAUCUCAAAUAUUAAUUUUUUCCAAAAAAAAAAAAUCCUUGUUUGCCCCAAGUUGAACAAAAUUGCAGCAAAUUGUUCCCUGAGGAUUAAAGAAGCAAGUCACUUUUCAGAACACCAAAAAUAAUCUUCAUGGAUUCUGCAGGCGCAAUGAUUCAAAAAUUCAACUAUAUUAUGAGCAAUUUUCUAUAAAAAAUUCAAAUUCAGAUUUACUUUAUUGUGGAUGGAUAGUGAACGUUGGAGUUUACUGUGGAUGGUUACCAGUUAAGCUCUAGAGGUUAAAGUCUUGGCUCAGUCAAGAAAAAUAACCCUAGAAACUAGCCAAUUUUUAAAUGCAACAAUCAAUAACCAAUGGUCUUGUUGCGAAAACCUAGAACGAAUAACAAGAUACUGUUGUGUAUUCCAGGCUAAAAGUCGAUGUAAUGCAAUAUUUGUACUUUUCCAUGUUGAAAACUCGAUAAUAAUAAAGUAUAAAAGCUACGUUUA
Molecule: messenger RNA, 4792 nt
Organism: Coccinella septempunctata (seven-spotted ladybird)
Lineage: Eukaryota; Metazoa; Arthropoda; Insecta; Coleoptera; Coccinellidae
Product: ELAV-like protein 3
Exons: 7
Coding region: 465-1250 (261 amino acids)
Cellular component (GO): ribonucleoprotein complex
Molecular function (GO): RNA binding
Source: RefSeq, a predicted model, not a curated record